Messenger RNA from Coniophora puteana RWD-64-598 SS2, 1254 nucleotides. Its product is annotated as siroheme synthase. The coding region runs from base 75 to 914 and encodes 279 amino acids. The transcript is spliced from 2 exons. Gene Ontology annotation, biological process: siroheme biosynthetic process. NCBI's taxonomy places the organism in Eukaryota, Fungi, Basidiomycota, Agaricomycetes, Boletales, Coniophoraceae. Gene Ontology annotation, molecular function: protoporphyrin ferrochelatase activity; precorrin-2 dehydrogenase activity. The record is from RefSeq and is a predicted model, not a curated record.
GGCCUCUAAAUCCAUAAUCAUAAGCCCUUCUCUUCCGUAGUGUUGCAUCGCGUCCUCCAGCCAUCAACAGGAACAUGCCCGCCGACAUAAGCUCUCUCACGGGAGGAUCCCUCCUAGUUGCCUGGCAGCUCAAGGACAAACACGUUCUUAUUGUUGGUGGUGGAGACGUUGCCUCAGGUCGCAUUGAAUCUGUCCUCGCAGCAGAUGCACGCAUCACCCUCAUAUGUCCUAGUUCCGGCCUCCACCCCCUCACAAAGCGCUUCAUCGAGGCUACGGACCGCAUCACCUAUUGUGACCGAGUCUUUGCUGCGGAGGACGACCUAGUCGGGGUUGACAUGGCCCUCACAGCCAUCGACCAGGUGGAAGAAUCACGCAGAGUCUGUGCACUUUGCAGAGAACAUAAGAUCCCGGUCAACGUCGCCGAUAUUCCCGAGUCUUGCGACUUUUACUUUGGGUCCCAGAUCCGCGACGGUCCUCUUCAGGUCUUAAUUUCCACCAACGGUCAAAGCCCCAAACUUGCCAACAUCAUCCGCAAACGUGUAGAACAAGCAUUGCCCAACUGUGCGGGAGACGCUAUCAGCAAGGUCGGAGAGCUUAGAACCAAGCUUAAGGAACGUGCUCCCGGUGUGGGCGGUGAGCUGGGAAAGCGACGGAUGCGGUGGAUGAUCGAUAUCUGUACUUCAUGGGAAAUGGAAGACCUGGCGUUGAUGGACUCCCCCAUGAUGGACAGACUUCUCGAUGAUGGGUGGGAGCAAAACGUUACCCCCAACCCCGAUCAGUUCAAGGCUCUACGCGGCCGUCGUUCGGGCUCGGCGUCCCACGCGACCAGCGCGUCCGGCGUCCUACUCCCCAUCCUUGCUUUUGCAACUGGCGUGAUAUGCUCUGGCUUGUGGAUGUCGCAGCGGGUCCGCUAAUUAUUGUUGUCCCUCGACCCCCAGGCCGCCAUAUACAGGAACAUUUAACUUUAAAUCAUAGAUGCAUUUCAUAGACAUGAUUACCUCAUUAACAGCAGCUGCCUUCGCAGUAAUAGUAACGGAAGACUGCAAAUAUUGGAACAUUCAAUCACUAUUUUGCCCGAAACCUACAAGCACAUCCAUGUCGGCUCACGGCAAACUUAUCAAUCAUAACGCUACAGUCUUGUGGCUGUUGCGGCCGGCCAUCUGGCUACGGUCGGACCCUGGCAGUGGCCUAACGGUAUCUUAUCGUAUGGACGCGGACGUAGAACAUAGUGUUGAUUUUUCACCUUCAAUAUUU